Molecule: messenger RNA, 333 nt
Organism: Adineta steineri
Lineage: Eukaryota; Metazoa; Rotifera; Eurotatoria; Adinetida; Adinetidae
Source: the annotation of a GenBank genome assembly
AUGGACCAACUACAAGAAUUUACUGCACCUGGCACGUGUAAAGAACUUGAUUGUGGAGGUCGUCCUUGUGCCAAGUGCCGCAAGUGUCGUGAUUGGCAUUUCAGUGGUGAUCAAUACCAAUGGAAUUCAGUCCGCAAUUGGGAAAAUUGGAAAAAGGUGGAUGAAGGUCGUUGGGGUUGUGAGGGUUUAGAGCUUUUUACGAAACGUGAUGGUGCGACUUGUCGUGGUGCUAUUUCUUCAUUUUUUUGUGUUGAGCGUGCUCUUCUUGAUGGUAGUAUUAAUAUUGUUGAUCGUGUUCUUCUUGAGCAUGUAUGUCUGUGUGGGAAACACUAA